Molecule: messenger RNA, 537 nt
Organism: Aspergillus ochraceoroseus IBT 24754
Lineage: Eukaryota; Fungi; Ascomycota; Eurotiomycetes; Eurotiales; Aspergillaceae
Exons: 1
Coding region: 106-384 (92 amino acids)
Source: RefSeq, a predicted model, not a curated record
CAAGUCUUUCGAUUUUCCCCCAAGCCAAUCGGAAAUAGACCUCCUCAACGACUUGACGAUUUUUUUCCUUGGUGUUCUCCGUUUUCCUUCCCAACAAUCUUUGCGAUGAAUAUAUUUUCCUUGGUAUCUUCACACAUUAUUUGUGAUUAUGUUUUGAUGCUUUUCUGGUUCGGGGUUUUCCAGUCUUCCCGAUUGCAUUUUAUCUCGGCAUUUCUCAGCGAUUGUUUCAAAAGAGUAUUAAAACAUUUUGGGUAUUUUUUUUUUUUUUUUUUUUUUGGAUCCUCAUUCAUUUCGGGCAUUGGAGGAUUGGAAAAAUGGCUGUAUAUUGUUUUAUUCGCACAUCAUUCGCUCGGGUUUUCUUUUAUGUGUGUUGGUUGCCCUUGACAGGGUGGAUUGUUUUUGUCUUUGUUGAACUGUUUCACUCACUAUAGAUAGACCAGGACGGUCCGGAGGGGGGGGGUGGUUUCAAGGCAUAAUAUUUUAUAUUUCCGGGGAAUUUUGAAAUUCAGAAUAUCAACAGACUACCUUAAUUUCUAA